GUUCGUUCUUCACAGGUUUGACAAUGCGUCACUUCGUGCGCAUGCGCCAAUUUACAGGAAGCGUUAACGUUUUCUUUUACCAGCUGAUUUAGCCAAAUUGUCAACAGUCAAGCUUGCGACAGUUGCGCUGCUGAAACGACAGUAUAUACGAGAGAACGAGGAGCGAAGAGAGGUCGAGACACCGAUCGGCCAGACUUGACUACACUCUGGAAGUGACUGACAUCCCAGAAGCACCCAUCUCCACCCCAGGGAGGAGGCCCAGCCCCCCUGCCGUCUCUUACGCGGGCCGGUAUGAGCUCCAGAGGGAGUGGAGGCCGCUCCAACGGCACACUACCACAAACCAAGAUCUGCCAGUUUAAGCUGGUGCUGCUGGGUGACAUGGCUGUGGGCAAAUCCAGCCUGGUGCUGCGUUUCGUCAAGGGACAGUUUGAUGAGUUCCAGGAGACAACCAUAGGAGCUGCGUUCCUGGCUCAGUCGGUGUGUCUAGAUGACACCACAGUGAAGUUUGAGAUCUGGGACACGGCAGGACAAGAGCGAUACCACAGCCUGGCUCCGAUGUACUACCGUGGCGCUCAGGCUGCUAUCGUUGUCUUUGACAUCACCAAGCCGGAGACUUUUGAGAGAGCCAAGGCCUGGGUGAAGGAGCUGCAGAGGCAGGCCAGUCCGAACAUCGUUAUUGCCCUGGCCGGGAACAAGGCCGACCUGGCAGAGAGGAGACUAGUAGAGUAUGAAGAAGCCCAGACGUAUGCUGAAGACACUGGCUUGCUCUUUAUGGAGACUUCGGCUAAGACGGCCAUGAACGUCAAUGAGCUCUUCCUGGCCAUUGCAAAAAAGAUGCCAAAAACAGACACCCAAAACCCUACACAUGCAGCGCGGCAUCGGGGAGUCAACCUCCAGGACCCGGACGCCCACUCUACUCGAGCCUGCUGCGGUGGGAACUAGACCGCCACAGCACCCACCAGUACUCCACCAUCCACACCACCACAGCCCUUCAACCAUCCUGUCUCCUUCCACCAAGUUAAAAGGGGGGUGGGGCCUGACGCUGGGGAGCCCGGUGUCCACUCCCUCCCUCCCUCCCUCACCCUCCACUCAUCCUCCUGUCAAAGCAGACAGAAAUUUAAAAGGAGAAAAUAAAAAAGGGAAAGGAAGAGCAAACAGCGUUGGAGAAGAAAGACACCACGUUUCACACAUCUGUGUCUCUCGACCAACGACUGAGAUUCUGCGUUUUGGAAAGUACAAGAGGAAGAGGAGGUAGACUGAGAAUGAGAGGAGGAAAAUAAAAAAAA
Etheostoma cragini (Arkansas darter) is the source of this 1286-nucleotide messenger RNA. RefSeq names its product RAB5B, member RAS oncogene family (gene rab5b). The transcript has 6 exons. Gene Ontology annotation, molecular function: GTPase activity; GTP binding. The record is from RefSeq and is a predicted model, not a curated record. The coding region runs from base 292 to 942 and encodes 216 amino acids. NCBI's taxonomy places the organism in Eukaryota, Metazoa, Chordata, Actinopteri, Perciformes, Percidae.